This is a messenger RNA of Lotus japonicus, 3146 nucleotides long. Its product is annotated as glutamate receptor 3.3. Gene Ontology annotation, molecular function: ligand-gated monoatomic ion channel activity; G protein-coupled receptor activity. Gene Ontology annotation, cellular component: plasma membrane. Bases 184 to 2970 code for a protein of 928 amino acids. The transcript is spliced from 6 exons. NCBI's taxonomy places the organism in Eukaryota, Viridiplantae, Streptophyta, Magnoliopsida, Fabales, Fabaceae. Gene Ontology annotation, biological process: G protein-coupled receptor signaling pathway. The record is from RefSeq and is a predicted model, not a curated record.
GACAAUAUAUAUUAUAUCUUGCUCGCCGGAGUUCAGACAAACAGUCAUAAUCGGUGACUUGUUUUUUCCUCUCUCCGACCACCGCGGUUAGAUAACUUCAUUUUCAUUUCUCUUCAUAUCUUUGUUUCAUGGUUCCUUCGGUAUCAUUGUUUCAUUGCUCCGGAAGUAGUUGAGUUCAUAGAGAUGAAUUUGUCUUGGGUUGUUUGCUGGGUGGUGGCGGCGGUGGUGCUCCGGCCAGUGUCUCCGUACGUGGCAGCAGCUGCAAAUAUCUCCACCUCAAGACCCGCCGUUGUGAACAUCGGAGCCAUCUUCACCUUCGAUUCCUUGAUUGGGAAAGUAGCUAAAAUUGCCAUGGAGCAAGCCGUCAACGAUGUAAACGCCAACACUAGCACCAUUCUUCAAACAACCAAACUUGUUCUCCAUAUGCAAAAUUCCGAUUGCGGUGGUUUUGAGGGCAUGGUUCAAGCCUUGAGGUUCAUGGAGACUGAUGUAGUAGCUAUACUAGGUCCACAAUCUUCUGUAGUUGCUCACAUAAUAUCACAUGUUGCGAAUGAGCUUCAGGUUCCUUUGUUGUCAUUUGCUGCAACAGACCCUACCCUCUCGUCGCUGCAGUUCCCGUUUUUUGUGAGGACUACUCAGAGUGAUUUCUAUCAAAUGACUGCAGUUGCUGAAGUGAUUGAUUAUUAUGGUUGGAAGGAGGUGAUUGCCAUAUAUGUAGAUGAUGAUUAUGGAAGAAAUGGUGUGUCUGCAUUAGAUGAUGCUUUAUCAGCCAGGCGCUGUAGAAUCUCCUACAAGGCGGGGAUUCGAUCAGGGCCUCAAAUUGACCGGACCGAAAUCACCAAUUUGCUUGUGCAAGUGGCGCUGAUGCCAUCUCGAGUCAUUGUUCUCCAUGUACUUUCUGAUUUGGGACUUACAAUCUUCAAUGUGGCGCGGUUUCUUGGGAUGAAAAAGGAGGGAUAUGUUUGGAUAGCCACAGACUGGCUCUCACCGGUUCUAGAUUCUGCAUCUCUUCCUUCUGACACAACGGAUUUUCUGCAGGGAGUGCUUGCUUUGCGCCAGCACACGCCUGAUUCAGCUAGAAAAAAAACAUUUUUCUCUAGGUGGAACAGGUUAACUGGUGGCUCUUUGGGGUUACAUUCUUAUGGCCUCUACGCUUAUGAUUCUGUUUGGCUGGUUGCGCGUGCGAUUGACGCAUUUUUCAGUCAGGGUGGGAUUGUUUCAUUUACUAAUUUGACUAGUUUACCUAACGAUAAGGAAGAUGGUCUCAACCUUGAUGCAAUGAGCAUUCUUGAUAAUGGAACACUUCUGCUGAAUAACAUAUUGCGGAAUGAUUUUGCUGGACUAACAGGUCAGGUGAAAUUUGAUUCAGACAGAUCUCUUGUUCGUCCCGCCUAUGACAUCAUUAAUGUGGUUGGGACUGGCUUUCGUCGGAUUGGUUACUGGUCCAACUAUUCUGGUCUGUCAAUUGUACCUCCUGAGACCUUGUAUGCUAAGCCACCUAAUAGAUCAAGUUCAAACCAGAACCUUCUAAGUGUCAUAUGGCCUGGAGAAACAACAUCCAAGCCUCGAGGAUGGGUCUUCCCAAGUAAUGGAAAACAAUUGAGAAUUGGUGUUCCUAUCCCUGUCAGUUUCCCUGAAUUUGUGUCCCCAGUGCCGGGAACAGAUAUGUUUAAAGGUUUCUCUAUUGAUGUAUUCCAAGCAGCUGUAAACUUGUUGCCAUAUGCUGUUCCUUACCGCUUUGUCGCAUUUGGAGAUGGCCUAAAAAAUCCAAGUUACACAGAACUUGUCAACCUAAUCACCACUGGUGAUAUUGAUGGUGCUGUCGGUGACAUUGCCAUUGUCACAAAUCGGACAAGGAUUGCAGAUUUUACGCAGCCAUUUGCUGCAUCUGGGCUUGUUGUGGUGGCCCCUUUUAAGAAGAUCAAUUCUGGCGGUUGGGCUUUCCUGCAGCCUUUCACUCCUUUUAUGUGGAUUGUGACUGCUUGUUCCUUCAUUUUCGUUGGGGUCGUUGUAUGGACUCUAGAACACAGGAUAAAUGAUGAGUUCAGAGGUCCACCUAAACAACAAAUUAUAACCAUUUUGUGGUUUAGCCUGUCAACUCUAUUUUUUUCCCACAGAGAGAAUACGAUGAGUACUCUUGGUCGCAUUGUGAUACUUAUGUGGAUGUUUGUGGUUUUGAUCAUUAAUUCCAGCUACACUGCAAGUUUAACAUCCAUACUCACGGUGCAGCAGUUAUAUUCUCCAAUCGAUGGAAUAGAUAGCUUAAAAGCUACUGAUGAACCUAUAGGGUUCCAAGUGGGUUCAUUUGCGGAACGUUACUUGUCUGAAGAUAUUGGAAUAUCCAAAUCUAGACUUGUUCCCCUUGAAACUCAAGAAGAAUAUGCCAAAGCACUCGAGCUAGGGCCUAAUAAAGGAGGUGUUGCUGCUAUUGUUGAUGAACGACCCUAUGUUGAAAUCUUCUUAUCAACUCAGUGCAAAUUCAGGAUUGUUGGUCUGGAGUUCACAAGAACCGGCUGGGGUUUUGCAUUCCCUCGGGACUCCCCUUUGGCUGUGGACUUGUCAACUGCCAUUCUACAACUUUCUGAAGCUGGUGAGCUGCAGCGGAUUCAUGAUAAGUGGAUGACGCGGCGCACCUGUAGUUUAGAUAACACUGAAAUUGAUUCAGAUCGGCUUCAACUUAAAAGCUUCUGGGGUCUUUUUGUCAUUUGCGGGAUGGCUUGCUUUAUUGCCCUUAUCAUAUAUUUUUUGCAGAUUAUGUGUCAGUUAUCACAUUCUGCUCAUUCUGAUUCUGCUGUAAUUGCUAGUCCAAUUCGAAGAUUUCUCUCACUCAUUGAUGAAAAAAAAGAUACAUCAAGGAGUGGGACAAGAAAGAGGAGUGGAGAAGAAAGCUCACUUGAGGAUCAACUGGGAAGGCAAUCAAAGAGGAUACAAACAGAAACAACAAUUGAGUUCAAUCAAACUAUUAAGUAAUAACCCCCUUUUUAUGUCCUUGAUAAUAUGUAUAUCCUUAGCCUUUGUGCUAUUACUGUAUAAAUUCCAAAUUUUAGAGCAUUGCAAAUGUUUGUGUUUAUAAAACUAUUCUUCUUAGGACGUGAAUAUUGAAACAAGUGGGAGUCACUGAAGAUACAUCUCCAUGAUUGCGUUUC